Messenger RNA from Seminavis robusta, 486 nucleotides. Lineage: Eukaryota; Bacillariophyta; Bacillariophyceae; Naviculales; Naviculaceae. The record is from the annotation of a GenBank genome assembly.
AUGAGUGAUUCGCUUCAAGACUAUUUUUCGAAUCUGAUUGGAUGCGGUGGUAUGAGCAUUGUAUCGGACAAUGCUCGUUCGAGCUUUACGAACAAUAACAACGGCAGUGGUCAGUUUGAUUGGUUUCAAGAUUGUUGUUCGAUGGAUACCACCAGCAGCUUCACUUUGGACACGACCACGCCCUAUUUUGGAUUUUCUAGAUGGGAGAGUGAGCCUCAGGAUGUUGUCAAACGAGAUUCCGCCGUCAAACGACCCCGACGAAGACCACUAGGAGAAGGCAGCGACAAUCCAGGAGACGAAAAUGCUCAAGAAGACUACACUGCCAUUUUUCUACCCACCGAAUAUGCCUUGGAUGGAGCAGACUUUGAUCGUAAUAAUAAGCAUCGCUUGCCCAUGCGGGAAACCACCAACAGCACCAACAAUGUAACCACGACAAAUCAGACCACCUCAGCCGCAAUGAGUCCCAAUCAGCAAUAUGGGCAGUAG